This is a messenger RNA of Brienomyrus brachyistius, 1385 nucleotides long. RefSeq lists its product as uncharacterized. The transcript is spliced from 5 exons. Bases 99 to 845 code for a protein of 248 amino acids. Gene Ontology annotation, molecular function: peroxiredoxin activity. The record is from RefSeq and is a predicted model, not a curated record. NCBI's taxonomy places the organism in Eukaryota, Metazoa, Chordata, Actinopteri, Osteoglossiformes, Mormyridae.
AAGCGCGAAGGCGGGAUCGCGAACCCGGAAAUGCCGGGGUGUCUCUGGCCGGGACGCACCGGUUAUAAACAAGUGUAUUUCUGUGCAGUGGGACGGUCAUGGCCUGCGGCGGGGGUCUGCUGAGAUGGGCUCGAAUGGUGAAUUUUGGCUUGUCUGCAAGGCUGCUGCAGCCAGAUAAGCGCCACCAAACCUGCGCUGUGACUGCCGGCAUGAACAGGAAAGGCCUGUCCAGCGAACCCCCAGAAAGCAUCAGCAGGUAUCCCAUUCCAUACAAGAAGGACCUGCCUUACGACAUCGUCGAGCUGAUGGAGGAGGUGGAGACAAAGGGAGGUUUCCUGCCCAAUGUUUUCAAGGUGUUGGCGCACCGACCCUCAGAGUUCCGCGCUUUCUUUGCUUAUUACAACGCACUGAUGAACAAAGACACAGGUCGGCUGACGAAGGCGGACCGGGAGCUGAUCGUGGUGGCCAGCAGCAUUCACAACCGCUGCCUGUAUUGUGUCGUUUCCCACAGUGCACUUCACCGCAUCUACUCCAAGAACCCCACCCUGGCCGACCAGGUGAUCGUGAACCACGAGACGGCGGACCUGAGCCCCCGCCAACACGCCAUGCUGGACUUUGCCCUGGCCGUGUGCCGCUCUGACAACAUCUCCGACGACGACUUCCGGCGGCUGGAGGCCCACGGCUUCGACCGCGAAGACGCCUGGGAUAUCGGCGCCAUCGCCGCCUUCUUCGCCAUGUCCAAUCGGCUGGCUCACUUCACCGGCAUGCGGCCCAACGCGGAGUUCUAUGGCAUGGGCCGGACGCCGCGGGACAAGGCCCAGAGCGGCGAGGAGGACUCCGGGUAGCUGGCAAUGCACUGGGCGACCUUGGGUUCGGUCCCGAUCCAGUUUACAUGUAAACUCCACGCAAAAGCCUUGAUUUGAAUGUAGAUCCGACUUGCUUGAAAUUAGCAAUGACCGAGUUUUUCUCAGCCAAGGAUGACCUGAGGGCAUGAAGAUACUUGCUGGUCUCAGAAUUUACUGUAGAAAGUGUUUGUGUCUCCAUAAUACUGUAGAUUACUUUAAAAUUGUAAUAUAACAUACAGUAUGUAAUAUAUCAGAAAUGCUUAUUUUUAAUAACAGUAUAUGGAUAUAUAUGUAGUGAUUUUGUACACCUUGAAGUUAAAGCCACCGUAAUGCUGUAAUUUUAUUCUGGUGAGAUUAAAAAUGAAGUAUCAGAGUGUGAUUUGAGUAAAAGUUACAGUUCGUACUCUUUAAUUCUGUUAGAUGACUGACAUUCUCACACAACUUUUUUUUUUGUCUGAGACGCUAUGCACUAUUUAUAUGUGAAGUAACACCAGUUUUGUUAAUUUUAAAUAUAUUGUUAAAUAAAUAUGAUCUUUGCAA